Molecule: messenger RNA, 1576 nt
Organism: Pungitius pungitius (ninespine stickleback)
Lineage: Eukaryota; Metazoa; Chordata; Actinopteri; Perciformes; Gasterosteidae
Gene: rad51c
Product: RAD51 paralog C
Exons: 5
Coding region: 112-1173 (353 amino acids)
Biological process (GO): DNA repair; meiotic DNA recombinase assembly; reciprocal meiotic recombination
Cellular component (GO): Rad51B-Rad51C-Rad51D-XRCC2 complex; Rad51C-XRCC3 complex; replication fork
Molecular function (GO): ATP binding; crossover junction DNA endonuclease activity; four-way junction DNA binding
Source: RefSeq, a predicted model, not a curated record
CGCCCGGGAUGGGACCAGACGGCAGCUGCAGAGGGACAAUAACCGAGCGUGAGCUUCCACCAACCAAACCUUCAAGUAUGAUCUGAAGUGGAAGCUAACGUUAGCAGGACGAUGCAGAGGUCGGUGUCCAGUUUGUCUCUCAGUCCCAGUGUAAAGGUGAAACUGGUUAACGCUGGUUUCCAGUUCACCGCCGACCUGCUACACGUAAAGCCGCUACAACUCAGUAAAGAGACCAGUUUGUCCCAGCUGGAGGCGCUGGAAGUGCUGCAGGCUGUGAGGGGAGAGACGGGAGGAGGUGAUAAUGAAGCAUCAUCUUCUCUGACUGCUCUGGAGCUCCUGCAGAAGGAGGAAGAGUUGAGGAGCAUUGUGACAUUUUCCUCUCAGCUGGAUGCUGCUCUCGGGGGAGGACUUCCUGUCGGGAAAACCACAGAAAUCUGUGGAGCUCCGGGGGUUGGAAAAACACAGCUUUGCCUGCAGCUAGCAGUGGAUGUUCAAGUGCCUCAGUGUUUUGGGGGCGUCGGAGGUCAGGUGGUCUACAUUGACACGGAGGGCAGCUUCUUGCUUCAGAGAGUUGUUGAUAUUGCCGCCGCCGCUGUCCAACACUGCUCCUUAUUGGUUGAAGAUGACGAGCAACAAGUUGCCAUGACAACCUUCACCGUGGAAACCAUCCUGUCCAACACCUUCCUGGUGCGUUGCCAUGACUACGUGGAGCUGCUGGCAGAGCUCCACCUGCUGCCUGACUUCCUAUCCAACCACCCAAAGGUCCGCCUCCUUGUGAUUGACAGCGUGGCGUUUCCAUUCCGGCAGCACUUUGAAGAUCUCUCUCAGAGGACACGCCUUCUCAAUGGCCUUGCCCAGCAACUCAUUUCCAUGGCAACCAGUCACAACAUUGCCGUGCUGAUGACCAACCAGAUGACCACCCGGCUUCGGGGCGGCCAAUCACAGCAGGUCCCUGCCCUUGGAGAGAGCUGGGGCCACGCCGCCACCAUCCGGCUCCUCCUGCACUGGGCGGGGGCUCGGCGGCUGGCUAACAUCUUUAAAUCCCCAGAUCACAUGGGGGCCACGGUCCAAUACCAGAUAACCUCCGAGGGGUUCAGAGACGCCGACCAAUCGGAGCAGCCACCGAGCAAAAGAGCCCGGAAACACACCGUCCAAAUGGCAGCGUUCAGGUAGACGCCGGGCUUUGAUUGGUCAGGAGACCAAGGAAUAGCUCAGAGCGUUAAUGUUUGUGAAUAUAAAUAAAUCAAACACAUCUGAUACAGAAACAUGAGGUCCAGUAGGACAGUCUGUGCCAAGCUGUUUCUCCUCCUCCUCCUAAGAACGAACUUGUGUCCUCUGGAGAAUGGACACCCGAGGACAGACGGACGGAGGACAUGCGUUCUGCACCUGGACACUUUGAGAUACAGCUAGUGGCUGAGACAGUGUGUCUUACAACGUCAGCUGGUCUUUGCAGCUGCUUUGGAUUGAUUUCAUAAAGUGAAUACGCCUGCAAGCUUUCAAUGAAAUUCACCGUUUUGAAAGCAUAAUGUUUCAUCCACGUGAAUUGUGUAAAUGCAAAGAGGUCUUUUCUUGAGGG